CAUAGAUACCUUAUAUACAAAAUGGUUGAAAGUUAAUCGAAACGGCAUUUUUCUCGUCGAUAUUCGUAAAUAAUUAUAAUGGAUGAUGACGAACCGAGACAUAAGUUUCCGGUUGAACAGCUUAAUGUUGGAAUAGUCAAAUAUUUAGAAAAGAAGAGAGGAAUAUGCAAAGUGGUGCUAGAAGACCAGAAACCAGCUGACCGGCAUACUGUCCUCACCUGGGAACAGCGCAACACCAGCAUGUUACCUGAGGAUUUGAAGAGUUUUUAUCUCACAUCAAAUGGCUUUGAUCUCACCUGGUCGGUCAAGAUGGAAAAUGGCACAAUUCCAGUGGGCAAGAUGCACAUCAACCCAAUUCUUCAGCUGACCAGACUGGCUGGAGCCGAGGAGAAGACCUCGUACACCCAUCCUUCUCUAGCCGACCUUGACCCUGAAUCAGAAGAUGAGGAUAGCUCAGGUGUUGACAAACCGUCUCUGACCGAGUCGUGUCGGAUCUAUGAGCUGGAUCCCUGCAACGGUUACGGAAAGGUCUGUCUCGUUUACAGGGCUCCACGCAAAGGAUUCACAGAACCUGGUGUGGAGAUAUGGUUUUUAGACCGAGCGCUGCGGUGGCACUUUCUCACCCACUCAUUCCUCGCGUACUACCGCCUGAUGAUCAUGCAUCUCGGACUUCCAUUCUGGCAGUAUUCCUUCACCGACAUUGGACUUAGUCCUCAGUCAAAGCAGUGGUUCAACAUGUUUGCGCCGGUGCGGCUUGACGUCGAUAAGGAGAUUUUCUGCGACUCUCCCCACAGCCUGCUGACCGCUAGCUUGGUAACGAGCAGCCCACUGGACGUGAGCAAGGUGUUCCGAGGAAGAAGUGACAGGAAGAAAAAUGUUCAGACCCAAGGACAAGCGCAAAAUAUUAAAAAGAAAUUGCCAGCGACAUCAGCCAGGUCUCAAAGUUCUCUCAGCAGUAAACCAUCAUCUUCUCAUAGCUCGGUAAAAAACUUCAAGUGAGACAAACCAUCUUGGAGUUUGGUGAAAACCACUGUAAAGUGAGAUGAACUGCCUUCCACACUUAACUGAAAACUGUAAAGUGAGACAAACCACCUUCCUCACUUAAGUGUGAAAAUCCAAAAGUGAGACAAACCAUCUGAGCUCCAUGGAAAGUGCCAAAUGUGACAAGCCAAAGGUUACAUUGUGACACCCCUCACAAUUAGGCUUACAGUGUGACAAGUGAUUGGGAUUACUGUGUGAGAGUGACAAGUGAUUAGGAUAGCAGUGUGACAUAGUUAUUAGGACUACAAUUUGACAAGGGGUUAGGAUUACAGUGUGAAAAUGGAUUAGGAUGAGUGACAAGGGAUUAGAAUUAGUGUGACAAGAGAUUAGGAUGACAAUGACAUGGGAUUAAGAUUACAGUGUGAUAUAGUAACGUGAUUAGGAUUACAGUGUGACAAGGUAUUAGAAUUACCAUGACAAGUGAUUAGGAUUACAGUGUGACAUAGUGACCAUGGAUUAGGAUUACUGUGGUCUGAUAGGAUUCAUUGACAUAGUGACAAGUGAUUGGGAUUAUAGUGGAACAGUGACAAGGAUUAGGAUAGUGUGACAUGGUGACAAGGGAUUAGGAUUACAGUGUGCCAUAGUGACAAGGGAUUAGUGUCACAUGGUGACAAGUGAUUACAGUGUGACAAUGAUAAAAUAUUUGGAUUACAGUGUCACAAGUGAUUAGGCUACAUUGUGACGGAGACGAGGGAUGUUUGAAGAUGUGGUUUCAGAGACUGUGACAACUUUUGGCCAGGUGAACUGUGAUAUAAGACAGCUACUAGCAGAAGUGAAAAUUAUUGUGUUUACUUAAGUCAGUCACAGCACAAAUUGAUAACUAUCCUCCCACUCCAAACAUACAUUGUAUGAUACAUUCUUUCAAAUCCAAAAGUACUAAAUGAAAUCGAAAACAAAACACCAGCAAAUUGGGCUAUAAGAAUUCCACAAAGGGAUAAUGGCCAAAACCUUGCAAAAUUAAGAGUGCGAUGGAAGAUUCAGUUUUUACUUCUUUGAAUGAAACUGGGCGAGGCGACCUGAAGCAGCUUCAUCGAGACACGAUGCAGCAAGGAUUAUGAAUCGACCUCUGCCAUUAAGAAAAUGUCCACGGCACAAAAAACAUGCCAUUGAAAAAACCCUGAAUAUAGUCCAAGGCAAAAAAAGUUGUGUGGAGAAUUAGUAACUCCACGGCAGUGUGGGCAAUUGCAGGGGUUGUAAAUGUUUUCAUUUUACAACUCAGAACAAUAUGAAUAUGCUACACAAUUUUAGUGAUGACAUAAAAAUACAAUUUAAAAAAAAGUUUUGUUUCAGUUGCGUGUCAUCUCCUAUUCUAAUGACAGUGAAAAUGAUACACAUCACAAAUCGGCUACAACAAAUAAAUAUUCAGAUUGUAAAUGUGACAUAUUAUAUAAAACAUUGGUCAUUAGA
This is a messenger RNA of Gigantopelta aegis, 2448 nucleotides long. RefSeq names its product tubulin polyglutamylase complex subunit 2-like. Lineage: Eukaryota; Metazoa; Mollusca; Gastropoda; Neomphalida; Peltospiridae. Gene Ontology annotation, biological process: protein polyglutamylation. The record is from RefSeq and is a predicted model, not a curated record. The transcript has 9 exons. The coding region runs from base 79 to 999 and encodes 306 amino acids.